GCCGUGAAAUGCCCAAGGUUUCUACAUUUGGGUUUGAUCGGAGGCCCAGAACCAGAUCACCCGGUUACUCGGGCGGGAUCGUAUAUCCCAACCCGACGCCAAGCCCAAAGGAAAGGGCCAGCCGAGAAAGGCACUGGAGUUAUCUUGGAUUCGCACCAUCGCAGUUUCUGCUCGGCUGAUCUCUCGCUGAUGCGUCGAUUGCUGAAGGAUGAGAGAACCUUUCGAGCUUUUAGCAGAUGGAUUAGAAGCAAACACACGGUGGUCAUGAGCUUCGGCGACGGAAGCCAGGGGGCGCUGGGAUUGCCGGCCUCCGUCGCAUGUUCCGGCGGCGACGCGUACGAGCCCACGCCCGUUCACGGCAUCCCCUCCGACGUCUCCAGUAUAACCGCCGGCCACUACCACUCUCUCGCCGUUACUUCUCUCGGAGAGGUCUGGGCUUGGGGACGCAACCAGGAGGCGCAGCUUGGUCGCGGCCUUCUCGCUCCAAGGAAGCUAAUGAGAUACUGUAAGUUUCAAUGGGGAGCUGUUGUGAGCUUUGAGGAGGUUCAGAGGACUGAGAAUAGAGAAUCGUGGAAUGAACCCCAGAGAGUAGAUGGGUUGGAUCACGUACAAAUCCGGGCUACAUUUGCAUCUGGCGUCAUAUCUGCAGCAAUUGCAGAUGAUGGUUCCUUGUGGGUAUGGGGGAAGUCGAAACGUGGACAGCUAGGCCUCGGAAAAGGAAUCACUGAAGCUGUUUCUCCUUCCAGAGUUGAAGCUCUUGCAGGUGAAGAUAUAGUUAAGGUGGCACUUGGUUGGGGACAUGCUAUAGCACAUACUAGGGAAGGAAAGUUAUAUGGCUGGGGUUAUUCAGCUGAUGGCAGAUUAGGACAGAUGGGAAACCAAUUUGAUCCCUCUCCACUGGAUUCAAGUAACAACAUGCAGAAAGCAACAGAACUCUCGAAUUCAGUUCUAGAAGCUUCUGAAAAGUUGGUAUUGGAAGGAAUGGAGAAGGAAAAAGAUAUGCCUAUUAUAUGGGAGCCCAGUUUAAUCAAAGAGCUUGCUGAUUUUGAAGUUUUGGAUGUUGCAUGCGGGCUUGAUCAUUCCUUAGUUCUUUGUCGUGAUGGCACCCUCUUAAGCUGUGGAAGCAACAUAUACAGCCAGCUUGGCCGAUCAACUCCAGACCUUGGACUUCAGCCAGUUGAUGUGAAUUUCCAUCCAGUUUCUAUUGCAUGCGGGCUUGGACAUUCUUUGGCCAUAUGCCAAAUUGCAAAAUCAGAGGGCACCAAAGAUACCACAGGCAUUGUCUCAUGGGGAUGGAACCAGAGUUCUCAACUAGGGAGGGAAGGCCCAGAGAACCUCCCAUUGGUGGUGGAGGGGUUGGCAGGGGAAACCCCUAUUUCAGUGUCAGGAGGCCGAGCACAUUCCAUUGCUUUGACAUCUAAAAAGGAGGUAUGGGUGUGGGGAAGUGGUAGAAAUGGGAGGCUCGGGUUAGGUAGUUCUAUUGAUGCAAAUGAACCCAACUUGGUUGAGUAUUUGGAAGGUUCUGAAGUUUUGCAAGCUGUGGCUGGGUUUGAUCAUAAUCUUGUCCUAAUAGCGGUAUCUCUGUUAAGUCAGUCAUCAGAUGAAAUGGAGGAAUACGCUCAUCUCACUGGCUUCUGCUGUAUAUGA
Messenger RNA from Thlaspi arvense, 1647 nucleotides. Lineage: Eukaryota; Viridiplantae; Streptophyta; Magnoliopsida; Brassicales; Brassicaceae. The record is from the annotation of a GenBank genome assembly.